AUGUCCAGUCCGCCGCGCAGUGUUAUUCAAACGCGACGCAUGAAGAAUGAAGCAUCUUCCAAGCUAGUGGAGAAUAACGGAGAACCGUCAGCUCAGCAACCCCAGCCUAUGCCUGAGCAGCAAUCGGAAAAUAAUAUGGAAGCCAAGAAAGACCUGGUGAAGCCGCAACCUCCGCGCAGUAAUAAAUCGGUAUCCUCGUCGGUUUUUAUGGCUAGAAAAAUGCAGUUAGAACUAGAGGCUGCAGAGUGUAAGGCUAGAAUCGACAAAGAACUAGUCGAUAAAAAAUUAGCUUUGGAGAUCGCAGCUCUGGAAGUGCAAUCAAAUAGAAGUGACAGAUCUCAUCGUUCUGCUAGCUCCAGCUAUAAAAAAGUUGAAGAAUGGCUCGUGCGCAGUGAUCACGUUACAGAACAAAAACCACAUCAAGAACUCGAAACCACCAGCUACGUUAACGGCGAGCCGACCGCCGUCCCCGCCGAUAACCCGAGCGCGCCGUGCGCCGACUACCCGGCCGCUGCCGCCGCUCGCGCCGACUACCCGGCCGCCGCCGCCGCUCGCGCCGACUUCCCGGUCACCGCUGCCGCUCGCGCCGACUUCCCGGCCGCCGCCGCCGGCAGCACCGACAAGCCACCGACCAAGCCGGCUCCGCAACCUGCCACUCAGCCAACUCCGCAGCCAGCAGUUCGGACAGCAUCACUGCAGUCUUCGCGUGAUCCGAGCGACAUCGAAAAAUUAGCUAACGCUCUGCAAAGUGCUAUUAGUGCCUCAACUUCAAAAGCCCACAGCCCUGAACUAGUAGCCAGGUUGGUAACAUCUAAGGACUUGCCGUUGUACUUCGGAGACCCCAUGGAAUGGCUGCAAUUUAAAGAUGCUUAUGAAGAGACAACAUUGCGCUGUAAAUUCAGUGACUCAGAAAACGUAGGCCGUUUGCGCAAAUGUUUACGUGGCGAUGCUAAGGAGGCAGUUGUAUCGAUGCUCAGCGGCAAAACUGAUCCAAAGAUUAUCAUGCAGACCCUCGGACUUCGUUUUGGACACCCGGAAGUGAUUAUUAACAAAAUAGUCAACCAGAUCAAGAAACUGCAACCGCUAUCUCAAGCUUACCACAAUGAAAUUGUUGUUUUUGCUACAAAAAUAAAAAACUUUGCAGUAACUGCUCGCUCAAUUGAUCAAGCUGAUUAUUUACGGAGCCCGGAGCUAAUAAACACCGUGCUGUCUAAGUGCCCAAGUGUCCUUAUAAAUCGGUGGGGUGACUACGUGUACGAACAUUUAUAUGAAAGUAAAAGGUCAAAGUUCGAACAUUUAUCGGAUUUUUUAGAGCUAGAGGCUGUAAAGGCUGCCUCAGCAGGAGUGUCUCACAUUUACAGUCAAGCUGAUAAGAAUAAAAAACAGCAUGAAGAGCGACGAGGUACCCAACACCCUGUUCUACUAAUGACUGACACAGAAAAAUGCAAUUUCUGUAAAAUAUCUAGCCACCAACUGCCAGACUGUCCACGGUUCAAGCGAGCGAUGCGGCGCGAUCGCUGGCGUUAUGUACGUUUUAGCAAAUUAUGUUUUAAAUGCUUAAUAUCGCAGCAUGAUAAGCAAACCUGCCCCGCCGCGGCCUGCAACGUGGAUGACUGCGGCCAGGAUCAUCAUAAAUUACUACAUUGGCUUCCAAAAAACAAGAAUGGUUUAAGUGAGAACUAUGUUAACUUUAUUGACAGUGAAUUUGCCGUACAAUCUAACCAGACUGAAACCGCGGACUUAAGUGAUUAUGUAAAUAACAUAAACAAUAAUAACAAGACAGUGCUAUUGAAAGUAGUAUCAUUAGUGGUGCACGGACCUAAUGGAAGCAAGCGAGCCUGCGCGCUACUUGAUGACGCGGCAUCGAUAUCUCUGGUAUCAGCUGAUCUCGCCGACACAUUGGGCUUGCGCGGCUACAGUAAAACGUUACAAGUUCAAGGCGCUUGGAAAAAUACAGAAUUACAGUGCAAAAGUGAAAUCGUAAACUUAACCAUUACAAAUAACACAGGUGAAUCAUUCGAUCUGUGCGCGCGUAAAAUGAGUGAUCUUGAUUUGGCAGUACAAAAACUAUCUAGUGUUAAAUUUGAGAGCUACGAACAGUUAAAAGACUAUAAGCAAUAUGUAUUGCACGUCGACGUUAAACCACAAUUGUUAAUUGGCCAGGACCAUUAUCAUCUAAUUGAACCUGUUACAAUAAUACGUGGAAGCAAAAAUAAGCCUUAUCUCUCACGCACACCGCUCGGCUGGUGUGUCCAUGGUAACAUAUGCGCUGCGCCCGCCGGCCGGCUACGGAAUGACGCAGCACUUUUAUCAACGCGAGCGCAGCCACUGCAUCACCUGGCGCCUGCACCCCCCGCCCCCGCGGCCCGCGCUGACUCAUUGCCUAUGUCUUAUCAGCUGUUGCCGUCGUGCAUAGAUAGUGCGAAUUAUUUACAACAUAAGGUCUACAAUAUCAACACUUGCUAUCCGGAAACUGUCACAUCUGUUCGUAAUAUUGAUAAUUGGGAAUCACAAGAGGAAAAUGAAGCCCUAAAAAACUUAACUAUGAUGGUACGUCAUUCAUUUGAACUGGAGGCAAUCGGUGUUACUACGAAACCUCGACAGAGCAAAGACGAGUUACAGGCGAUUUCAAUUCUCGAAGACACUGCCAAGCUAGUUAAUGGAAGAUGGGAAGUUGGCUUGCCAUGGAAAUCUGAUGCAGCCCUGCCGGAAUCGCAUUCUAUGGCCUUAAGAAGAUUACUUUGCCUCGAAAGAAAAUUUAAAAAAGAUGUGGAUUAUUUUUCCCGCUAUCGUGAAAGAAUAAACCAUUUGUUUAACAAUGGGUACGCUCGAGAAGUAAACACUUGCACAAUUACGGGACGCAUAUGGAAUUUGGCUCACUUUGGAAUUGAUAAUCCAAAUAAAAAGAAAUUAAGGGUUGUUUUCGACUCUGCAGCGACCUCUGGCGGACAUUGCUUGAACGAUUUUUUAUUGCAAGGUCCAGAUUUACUUCAAUCGCUUUUGGGAAUUAUGUUCCGGUUCAGGGAGGGUUCCAUCGCUUGGGCCGGAGACAUUAAAGACAUGUUUCUUCGAAUAAGGAUUAGAGAGGAAGAUCAGAACGCGCUGCGGUUUUUAUGGCGCGAAAGUACCUCAGAGCCUGUGAAGACAUACGCCAUGACGGCUUUGAUUUUUGGUGCGAACUGCUCACCGUUCGUUGCACAAUUUAUUAAAAAUAAAAACGCACAACGUUUCGAAGCUGACAUGCCUGACGCCGUGAACGCUAUAAUUAAAUCCCAUUAUAUGGACGACUACUUGGAUAGCCACGACGACGAACAAACAGCUGUCAAAAUUAUCAAUGAUGUUUUGAAAAUCCACAACGAUGGCGGAUUUGAAAUGAGAAAUUUAACAUGCAACAAACCGGAAAUAUUAAGUCAUAUGCCAGUUGAGACCUUGAGCCCUAGCGCAAUAAGGUUUAAAAUCGGUGGCGAAAACCUUUGCGAGCGAACGUUGGGAUUGUUAUGGAAUCCCGUUAUCGACUCGCUCGGCUUUGAUAUGUCGCUCAAGCGUAUUCCUGAUGAGAUAUUGUCAUUUAAGCAAGUGCCUACGAAGCGAGAAGUGCUUCGCAUUGUCAUGUCUAUUUUUGACAUAUACGGCCUACUUGCACCUUUCACAAUAAAAGGAAGAAUAAUUAUACAAGCGACAUGGAAAUUAAACAUCAACUGGAACGACCAACUACCUGAACAAUUAUUUGCUGCCUUUCGUGAAUGGAUAACUCAAAUGAAGACUAUCAAGGACUUGAAAAUACCUAGGUGGUAUUUCCUCAGCCCCACCCAAGGUGACACACUGCAGCUACACGUUUAUUGCGACGCUUCACCGAGCGCCUACGCAUGCGUUGCUUAUUGGCGUAUAGUCGACAACAAUAACAGCAUACGGGUUGCUUUUAUUGCCAGCAAGAGCCGUGUGUCCCCAAUUAAAUCUACGGUGACUGUACCUCGUAUGGAGCUCCAAGCUGCGGUGCUGGGGUGUCGCUUAGCAACAGUCAUAGAAAAUGAACACAGAAUUAAACCUACCGCACGUUUUUUCUGGUCAGAUUCUUCAACAGUUCUUCACUGGAUAAGAAACGAAAACAGGAACUACAAAGUGUUUAUCGCGAACAGACUGGGAGAAAUUGACUCGCUAAGUAAAAUAUCAGAGUGGUACUACGUUCCUACAAGUAUGAAUAUAGCAGAUGCAGCGACCAAAACAAACGCGUACAAAUUAGAGGCAAACAGUGAAUGGUUCAGGGGUCCAGCUUUUCUAUACUUACACACCAACGAAUGGCCAUCCACAUCUGAAAACCUUGACGAUGUGGAUGAAGCAAAUCUAGAGAGAGUACUUACCAUAGACGAGACCUGCCACAGCGAUUUACCGGUUCCAGAUCCUGGCAGAUUUUCAUCCUGGCGGCGUCUUUUAGGAGCUAUGUCGACCGUCAUAAAAUUCGUGAACAAGUGCAGAAGAUUACCUGAGCAGACUGAGUACGACAUCAUGAAACAGGCAGAGAGUCUAAUAAUACGCCAAGCCCAGCAAGACACAUUCGGAAAAGAAUUGGCUGCACUAAAAACCUUUAAAAAUAUAGAAAAAAGCAGUAAGCUAAUCAAACUAUCGCCGUUCCUAGAUGAGUAUGGCGUUCUGCGUGCUGGUGGGCGAAUUGGUGCAGCUACCGAAAUUCCCGCGGAAACCAAGCAGCCUGUCAUUUUGGAUGGCCGCCACCAAGUAUCAAGAUUAAUUGCCAGACAUUAUCAUAUUCAAGCAGCCCACGGAAAUCAGGAGACUGUGGUGAACGAAUUAAAGCAAAAAUAUUGGCUCAUAAAACUACGACCUACUGUAAAAUACAUAUCAAGCCAGUGUAUGCUAUGCAGACUUCGAAAAGCAAAGCCCCAGGUUCCCAGAAUGGGCGAUUUACCUGCAGCCCGUAUGGCACACCACCAGCGUGCUUUUACGCAUUGCGGCGUCGACCUAUUUGGCCCAAUGGAAGUUACCGUCGGGAGACGCAGGGAGAAGAGGUACGCUGUAUUAUUUACUUGCUUGACAGUGAGGGCAGUACAUAUAGAAAUAGUCUGUUCACUCACGUCAGAUUCUCUCAUAAUGGCUCUGCGUCGUAUGGCAGCCAGAAGAGGCUGGCCGUAUUGCCUUUACUCUGACAACGCCACUAAUCUUCGCGGGGCCGACAUUGAAUUAAAACGAGCAAUUCAGGACAUCGACACCGAGGCACUGAAGAAAGUAGGAGCGGCACACGAUAUAAACUGGACGUUUAUCCCUCCUCUCAGUCCCCACUGGGGAGGCGCCUGGGAGCGACUAAUCGGAGCUACAAAGAGAUCUCUUAGAGUAAUCCUUAAAGAGCGUGCGCCCCGCGACGAGACUCUCGCUACUCUAAUAGCUGAGGUGGAGGGGAUAAUGAACAGUCGCCCUUUGACCCACGUUGCCGUUGAGCCGGGGAGUCAAGAAGCUAUUACACCAAAUCACUUCUUGAUUGGCUCAUCUUCCCUGCUCCCAGUGCCGGGAGCAUUCAACGACUCAGAGUUCUUCCUGCGUAAGCAAUGGCGCAUAGCGCAACGCCUUGCGGAUAUGUUCUGGAAGAGAUGGGUCAAGGAAGUACUACCCGAAAUGAUACCACGAACCAAGUGGAACCAAGAAGUGAGGCCGCUACAGGUGGGAGACAUUGUGUUAAUAGUUGACCCUGACGGCCCCAGAAAUGUAUGGCCACGAGGCGUAAUAGAAGAGACAUUCGCAGGCAAAGACGGCCGAGUAAGGGUAGUUACAGUGAGAACAAAAUCUGCAACACUGAAACGACCUGCCACACGCGUCGCACUGGUUCCCAUGGGAGAUGAGUGCAGCUAG
Messenger RNA from Cydia splendana, 5856 nucleotides. RefSeq lists its product as uncharacterized. Gene Ontology annotation, molecular function: nucleic acid binding. The transcript has a single exon. Lineage: Eukaryota; Metazoa; Arthropoda; Insecta; Lepidoptera; Tortricidae. Bases 1 to 5856 code for a protein of 1951 amino acids. Gene Ontology annotation, biological process: DNA integration. The record is from RefSeq and is a predicted model, not a curated record.